Molecule: messenger RNA, 2172 nt
Organism: Hydractinia symbiolongicarpus
Lineage: Eukaryota; Metazoa; Cnidaria; Hydrozoa; Anthoathecata; Hydractiniidae
Product: ATP-dependent DNA helicase RecQ-like
Exons: 2
Coding region: 401-1675 (424 amino acids)
Biological process (GO): telomere maintenance; double-strand break repair via homologous recombination
Cellular component (GO): cytoplasm; chromosome; nucleus
Molecular function (GO): nucleic acid binding; ATP binding; four-way junction helicase activity
Source: RefSeq, a predicted model, not a curated record
AACCCAGGGCCUGUAGCGUUUUUUGAUAUGAGGAUGAAACGCGUACGAGGCCCUGGUACAACAGACUGAAAUUCGCCCAAAAUUAAGCAUGCAGAGAAACGUAAUGUAUGCGUGACGUUUUCGAUCGAAGAUGGUGUUCUAGUGGCGGGAGGGUACUUUAGCCAGCGCUACCUAUAGCUACACUGUAAAAUUACAGAGUAAAUACAACCCUUAAUGGCUUUCUAGUCAUUUUGUGGUGUAUGAUACAUAUAGUAUUGUAUAGUGGAAACAAUCCACUAACUAUAGGUUUUUGUGAUUUUCUGGGAUAGCCACUUUAAAUGUUUAUUAUUAUUCUUAUUUUAAAUAUUAUAGAAUAGAAUUUCUAAAUUUUACAUCUACGUCAAAAAUAACAGAUGAUGCGAUGGAACCCUUCGCAAUUUUGGAGAAAAUUCAAAGAUCUCUGGAGUGUCGAAAUUUUCCUGACCUUAACUUUAAACCCAAACAAGUCAAGUGCUUGGAGUCCAUAGUAAGAGGACAGGAUGUCAUUGGGGUGUUUCCAACAGUAUAUGGGAAAUCUUUAAUUUUUCAACUGUUACCAGAUGUCAUGAGAAACAAAGACGAAAAAUCUUCAAUUGUCAUUGUAAUCACUUGUUUAAACGCAAUUAUGGAAGAUCAAGUGAAUUUUCUGAAAAAAGUAGGAAUGACUUGCUACAUCCUACGUGACUUAAAUUUUGAGGAGAAUGCUGUACAGACGUUAUUUGAGGAUAUCUGUCUGAGUGAUAAAACAGAAGAUGUCUUACCAUCAUUUGUAUUGGAUGGUCAUUGUGACUUCCUAUUUUGCCAUCCAGAGGCUAUAUUGAGUGAGAGAGGAAGAACUUUGAUGAAAACGAAAAUUUAUCAAAAAAAUGUCAAAGCUUGUGUCAUUGAUGAGGCUCACUGCUUGGACACCUGGGGAAAAGAAUUUCGCAAAGAAUUUGAAAACUUGGGAGCAAUGCGAGCUUUUUUUAGAGAGGUACCUUUUAUCGCACUUACAGCUACCGCAACAGAAAAAACACUGGCUAAAAUAAAACAUAUACUUGGAAUGAAAACCCCAACAAUAAUAUCUGUUAAUCCAAACAGAAAAAAUGUAUACAUGUGCAAAGAAAAGAGAAAAGUUGGUGAAGAAGGUAUUGAAAAUAUCAUCUUGCCACUUGCAAAGGAGCUAAAAUCACUAAAGAAAAGUUUUCCUCAAACUAUUAUAUAUUGUGGAUUGAGGUUUUGUGGGUAUAUAUACAAGUUAAUAAAAAAUGUAUUAAAGGAACACAUGUAUGUUGAAAACAUAACAAACCCUAGCAAUUGUUUAAUUGUGCAAUUUCACGCACCACAAACAAAGUCAAUGAAAAACGAAAUUCUCCUUGAAGUUGCAAAAGAAGUUUCAAACAUUCGCGUUAUAAUAGCAACUUCUGCGCUUGGUAUGGGUGUUCAUGCACCCUAUAUCGAACAAAUUUUCCAUAUAAGUCCACCAAGUACCAUCGAAGACUAUAUGCAGCAAUUUGGAAGGGCUGGUCCAAGAGGGCAAAAAGCAUUGGCAAGAUUGUACUAUACCGGGCAUGAUAUCAGCAGUAGGCGUUUAAAACAAAAUAAAGUUGAUGAACAUAUGGUGAAUUUUUGUACUACGACACAAUGCCUUCGUAAAGUAUUAAAGUAUUAUAUAUAAAAAAGAUAUAUGUAAUUUUUAAAACAUAGGUAAGAAAGAAUGUAUAUUUUACCUCUGAGUUUCUUUGUGGUACAUUUUUGUUCUGGUGACGAUAUUACCCUUUUCACACUGCAAUUUUUCCGAAAGCUUAUCUGUGCAUUCCGACACAAAAUCUUAAAUUGUACAAAGUUUUCGAUUUUUCUUUCACAUUUACGACAGAUUAUAUCAUUUAUGUUAUCAGUUUGCACAAUUGUGAUACCCACAGUGCCUUGUAUUUUCUCUUGAAGUUGUUUUGAUGUUCCAAUAUUUCCAAAAAUUUGACUAAAUCGUUUUAAGUCAGUCUCAGCACACAGUCUACACACUUUAUCACAUCCACUAUAAACUUUAUGUGGUGUGAUAUUUUCUUUCCCUUUGCCUAAAAACAAAGAUUUAUAUUAGUUGUUAUUUUUUGUAUAUAUAUAUUUCCUUUUAUUUAUACAGCUAGCUAUACUUUAUUUCCUAAAAUAUUUUUUAAUGCU